Molecule: messenger RNA, 1149 nt
Organism: Aspergillus udagawae
Lineage: Eukaryota; Fungi; Ascomycota; Eurotiomycetes; Eurotiales; Aspergillaceae
Exons: 2
Coding region: 1-1149 (382 amino acids)
Biological process (GO): regulation of translational fidelity
Cellular component (GO): cytoplasm
Molecular function (GO): double-stranded RNA binding; nucleotidyltransferase activity; tRNA binding
Source: RefSeq, a predicted model, not a curated record
AUGACAAACCUCCAAGUAAUCCUCUCGCCCGUCCCUCCCUCCGCCACUCCCCCCAUCAGCCUCCCCAUCAACAUCGCCAUCCACAACCCAGCAGCGACCCCAGUAACCUUCCUCAACUGGGGCACCCCGUUCGACCCCAAAGCCAACCUCCUGGGCGUCUUCCAGAUCAACGACACCACCGCCGAUCAGCCCAUCACCCUCGACACCAUCAAGUUCAACCGCCAGCUGCCUCCUUCGCGGGACGAUCUGGUCGAAAUCCCCGCCGAGAGCUCCAUGGAGCGCACGAUCACCAUCCCGCAUGUGCCACUAGAGGAAGGACACGAGUACGCCGUGCAGGCAAAGGGCAUCUGGCAUGGGAUCUGGGAGUGUCCCCGCGACCAAGUAACGGAUUCGCAGCUGCAGCAGCUCGACCAGAGGGGGGAGUUUGAGUCCGAGCAGGCCGUGUUCAAGCGAAACAAAGAAAUGGUUGCUUAUAUUGAUAUCCCCACCGACGCAGCCCGCGUGCUCUCCGUCUUCUUAGCAGGCGGGAUAGCCAUCAUCCCCUCGAGCGUCGGCUACGGGAUCGUAGCCACGGAGUCUACCGCGCUACAGCGCAUCUACACGGUGAAGCGUCGCCAGCCGCACAAGCGCCAUGCUAUCAUAGGCAGCUACGCGCUGCACCGCGAGAUACACGUCCUCCCGCCUGACAGAAUGGAUCUCGUGCGCUUGCUCACGGUUGACCUAAACUUCCCGCUAGGGGUGAUCGCUCCGUACCGGCGGGACCACCCGUUGAUUGCGAGACUAGACGAAGAAACACUGGCGGCGAGUUCGAUGCAUGGCACCAUGGCCAUGCUUGUUAAUGGGGGUCCAUUCCAGGAGGAGCUGGUACGGGUGGCUGCUGCCGGCGGGAGGGCGGUGCUUGGCUCGAGUGCGAAUCUGACAGGGCAGGGGACGAAGACGAUGGUGGAGGAGAUUGAGCCGGAGAUUCACGAGGCGGCGGAUAUUGUGGUUGAUUAUGGACGGGUGAGGGAUUGCUGGCCGCGGGCGAGUUCGACCAUGGUGGAUUUCGAGAGUAUGCGGGUGGUGCGCGUUGGGGCUUGCUAUGAGGUUAUUCGUGAUGUGGUGCAGAGGUUUGCCGGUAUGCAAUGGCCGGAUCCAAGUGUCAGAUGA